AUGAAGAUAAGCUACUUUUUGUGGUUUUUCCUUGCGUUUGUUAGCGCGAAACAUGAAUCUUAUUCGGGAUGGAAGUCAUAUUACGUUACACCAUCCUCCAUGGAUCAAAUAGAGAUCCUAGGUCAAUUGACAGACUCCCUGGAUCUAGAUUUUCUGAUAUACGCUACAAUAGGCAGAGAAGGCCUAGUUUUGGUGAAACCAGAAUAUCAAAUGACGUUCGAAGAUGCUAUGGAAGAUGUAGGAAUAAGUUUUAGUGUUCAUGCGGAGGAUGUGAAAAGUCAGCUGGAUAAAGACGAUGAGCUCAUGAUUUCGAGAAGGAAGCUAAAUCGUAAAUCUUCACAAGGUGAAAUGCCAUAUGAUGAUUAUCAAACAUUAGAUGUGAUCUACGACUACAUAGACACCAUAGCCGAGAAAUACCCCAAUCUAGUAACUUUGGUGACACCAGCGAAUUCCUUCGAAGGCAGACCUAUCAAGUACUUGAAGAUAUCGUCUAGUAACUUCCAGAAUGAUAAUAAAUCGAUAGUUUUUCUUGAAGCGAUGAUACAUCCAAGAGAAUGGCUUACAGCGCCUGUUGCUACGUACUCUAUACAUAAGUUGGUGGAAAAUCUAACUGAUUCGGAAUUGUUGGAUAAAUUUGACUGGAUCAUAUUACCAGUUGUGAAUCCAGAUGGAUAUGUGUACACUUUUGAACGGGAACGUUUCUGGCGUAAAACUCGUUCCACAGACCAGCAUCCCUCCAGCGAUCAAUGUCCAGGUGUAGAUAUAAAUCGAAACUUUGAUUUCGCCUGGAACACAGUCGGAGUGAGCAACAGCCCUUGUGGAGAAUCAUACGCUGGUGGUAGACCUGCUUCUGAAGUGGAGACUCGAGUUAUUCGCGACAUACUCCACGACAACCUACCCAGAAUGGUCUUAUACUUGAGUAUCCAUAGUUACGGUAGCAUGAUCCUGUAUUCUUGGGGGCAUGAUGGAAGUCUGUCCAACUAUGCACUACCUCUUCAAGCAAUCGGAGUGUCCAUGGCAGAGAAGAUUUCAGAACGAUCCUUACCUGAUUUUCCAUCUUACGUAGUAGGCAAUGCGAAACUCGUAGUUGGCUACCAAAUGUCUGGUUCGUCUCAUGAUUACGCACAUUCUAUUGGUGUUCCUCUGGCGUAUACGUGGGAACUGCCUGGUCUGAGCAGGGGACUGAUGGGCUUCCACCUGGAUCCGAAGUAUAUAAAGCAGGUCGUUGAAGAAACAUGGGAUGGUAUUGUUGUUGGUGCAAAAGCGGCCAGGGAACUGUUUGGCAAAUAA
Colias croceus (clouded yellow) is the source of this 1290-nucleotide messenger RNA. Its product is annotated as carboxypeptidase B-like. NCBI's taxonomy places the organism in Eukaryota, Metazoa, Arthropoda, Insecta, Lepidoptera, Pieridae. The record is from RefSeq and is a predicted model, not a curated record. The coding region runs from base 1 to 1290 and encodes 429 amino acids. Gene Ontology annotation, molecular function: metallocarboxypeptidase activity; zinc ion binding. Gene Ontology annotation, biological process: proteolysis. The transcript is spliced from 5 exons.